Messenger RNA from Lithohypha guttulata, 492 nucleotides. RefSeq lists its product as uncharacterized. NCBI's taxonomy places the organism in Eukaryota, Fungi, Ascomycota, Eurotiomycetes, Chaetothyriales, Trichomeriaceae. The record is from RefSeq and is a predicted model, not a curated record. The transcript has a single exon. Bases 1 to 492 code for a protein of 163 amino acids.
AUGUCUGUCUCAUCUAGGUACAGCAUCGUCGAACCACAUCCAACAGUCACUCCAAGACAGCAAUACAUCACCACAGGGCGAGGAGGAGCAGGCAAUGCAAUCAAGGCACCAGCUGCUGUGACCCGAGGAUCUGAUGCUUCAGGACCAGCAGCCAGAGCAAGCAAUGCUUCUUUGAAUGUUUCACGUCGCAGCUUCAUCUCAGGACGAGGUGGUGCCGGCAACCAUAUUCGCGAAUCACCGCGAAUGUUCUCCUUCGACGAGGAACUCAACCAGCAGAUGCAGCAGUCCAAGCAUAUCGCUCCUGUCUACCAUGUCGGCCGAGGUGGAGCUGGAAACCUUCACCGAUCAUCUCCAUCCACCCCAACAUCUUAUGCUCUUCAAAGACGUGUUAGCAAGGACUCCUCAAGCUCAGCCUCAUCUACAGAGUCAGGUGCCGACAUCGCAACUCGCAAUUUGAAGAAGGGUUUCAAGAAAUUGGCUGGUGUGUUCUAA